This is a messenger RNA of Neoarthrinium moseri, 1671 nucleotides long. RefSeq lists its product as uncharacterized. The transcript has a single exon. NCBI's taxonomy places the organism in Eukaryota, Fungi, Ascomycota, Sordariomycetes, Amphisphaeriales, Apiosporaceae. The record is from RefSeq and is a predicted model, not a curated record. The coding region runs from base 1 to 1671 and encodes 556 amino acids. Gene Ontology annotation, molecular function: NAD+ poly-ADP-ribosyltransferase activity.
AUGGCAACCGCGAAUGAAAUUGAUUUCUCAGAAGAUGAGCUGAUCGAGCUCUCAUUUCUACGGGAUCUCGAGGCAGAUCAGCUGAUAGCGGAAAACUUCCUUGACAAAGACAGACAAUUAGAAUCGCCAUUGGAUGAGGAACUGGUCUUAGAGUAUGAAGAGCUCGCCCUCCAUGUCACAGCCGGUCGCGGGUAUCCUGCCAUUUCGGUCUCGUAUUACUGGGUUGACAACAUAUCACUACCUCGGACAUCUAUCAUCGAGCUUCGAGAGCAGCUGAAACAGCUCGUCCAUGAAGCAAACCUCAUCAAUAACCACUCGCGAUGGGAGGAACGGGAGGAAACGGGCUUCUACGAACCCAGCAUGGUGGUUCUGGACCUGGCCAAAACGACCAGAAACCACCUCGAGGAGUUCCGCAAGAAGACGAGACCCGAAGUGAAGGACCGCAAACCGCAGCUCGCUUUCGCAAUGAAGAAAGCAAGCACAGUCGCCUCGUCGCCCGGCGGCAAGGCUUUCCAAUACCUGCAGAGGACUACGGAGCAGAUAUGUGCUGAGGUCCCGUCGGCCUUCCGCGUCCUGCACGUGGAGCAGGUGCUGCGCGGGAACCUCGCGCAGGCCUUCGACAACCGGCAGGAGGAGCUCCGGCGCGAGCUCGACCGCCAGUCCCUCCGCACCCUGCGGCGCCACGUGCCGGCUCAGCUGCAGCGCAGCCAGCGGAGGGAGGACCUGGUCGAGCACCUGGCGCGGCCGCGGCUGACGUUCCACGGCACGCAGCGGCAGUUCGUGCCGUCCAUCGUGCGGCACGGGUUCCUGGCGCCGGGGGCGCGGAACCCGGGGACGGCGGCGGCGCACGAGGUGCGCUGCGGGUCGACGUACGGGCGCGGCAUCUACAGCUCGCCGAGCGCCGAGUUCGCGCUCAGCUACUCGGACUGGUCGUGCCACGCCACCCGGCCGGACCAGUACUUCGGGCUGAAGCUGAUUGUGUGCGCGACGCUCAUGGGCCGCGCGCGGCAGAUGUUCCGAGACGACAACUGGCGCGACCAGGGCAGGCCGUACGAGGGCGCCGACUCGCACGUGGCUAAUCGCGAGCUUGAGUACAUCGUGUUCGAUACGGCGCAGAUCAUCCCCAUCUAUGUCAUACAUCUGGACUGGGGCGAGGACAACGAGUCACACUUUGCAAGGCUGCCAACAAAUCCCACGCAGUGGGUCAAGCCUGCUGCGAAGAAAGCGGACCCCAAUGUUCUCCAGAACGAGCGCUCGCCGGAUGAAAUCCAGAGGGCGAAGCAGGCCAUGCAUGCCCGGGCAGCGAAGUGGUUUCCCUACGGCUACGGCCCUGCAACCGGUGGUAGGUUUGUCGUCGAGGAGGUUGGAGAAGUUGACGAGGACGACGAAGAGUAUGGAGACUACCAGGCUCUCAGAGGGGAGGAAGUCAAGGACAAAUCGAGUUUGGACUUCUGGACUUGGGUCAAGGCGGCAGAGGAAGAGGAUGCGGACCACGGCCUUACCGUAGAUGAGUAUCGACAUGAUGUCAGAGGCUAUGGUCCAUCUUUCUGGGAUAACAUUCCCGAGCCGGCUAGGCUAAGAGAAGGAACUGACGAAGAUUCUGACACAGAUGGCGGUUUCUGCCUCGAGCAGUUACUAACCGACAUUGGUGAUGCCCAGCACGUUGCUUGA